Messenger RNA from Symbiodinium natans, 4821 nucleotides. Lineage: Eukaryota; Dinophyceae; Suessiales; Symbiodiniaceae. The record is from the annotation of a GenBank genome assembly.
GUGGACACCUUCAAAGAAACAGAGGCCAACGCCGGACGCCCAGUUAGAGGAAGGCAGAUUCUCUUCAGGAUUCACAACUACUUUGCGACGAACGCUCAGCAUGGGGCGGUGUAUGACAUGGAAGAUUUGCUUUCAGUCACGUUACUCAAUGAGAAUCUUCUCACCUUCAUGCGAAAUUGGGAUACGGUGUUGUCGGGGAUUCCCAAAACCCCUGAAGCAUCAUUCCUCGAACCACUAUUUCACAGACAGGUCAAGAAGGUCAAAGCUCUCUCGCAUGACAUCAACAUCUAUGAAAGAGCUCUUGAAGGUUCCAAAGAACGGUCCUACAGUUUCCUGUAUGAUGCUGCUAAUGCGCACCUCAACAGGAAGCGCCUUGAACGCAACCGGGAACGGAUGGCUCGACAGACGGGUGACCAGUGUAAGUACAAGCACCAGACUCCGGUCAAGGGACGCGGCGGUAUCCCUGCUGCUGUGUGUCUCCUCAGUGCUCUUGUUGCUGGUUCGGCCACCCAAGCCGAUGCUUUCUCCCUCCGGAAGGAGUGGACGGACCAGAUCACCAAUUGCACGUAUCCCUAUAGUCUGGCGCUACCAGCGGUAAAUUUCAGCUCUGAAGUCGAUUACCUUAACAUUCCUGUUAGUGAUCCCAACGCGAGGUUCACUCCAAUAUCGCCCACCAACCGUAAGCAUCGAGGAGAAAAGCCUUUGGAUUUUGUCCCAGAAACCAGAGCAGACUCCAUCCGAGAGGCCCAGAUGUCAGCGAAGAUGCUGAAAGCUUCCAUCUCUACCAAGGACGAUGUUCCGGCCUGCCGCUGGGAGUGUGAUUCGGAGAUUGGAUGUAAUCACUGUAUCCCAAAGGGUCUUAGAAUGUCGUGCCCUGCUAAGACUAAAGGGUCCUCCAAGAUGCUUAACCUUGAAUGGAUUGGCGACACCGGGAGUGCACAAGACCUAAUCGCUGAAAGAGAUCUUCAGCAUUUGAAGGCUUAUGAGUCUGAACAGCCAAUCAACAUCAUGACCGCGAACGGUCCCAGCUCCGCUGACAAGCAAUGUGAUGUCGACGUUCCGUCGAUUGCUAUUUCUGCCAAGCCUUAUGUGCUGCCCGACACUCCUUCAGUCCUCUCCAUAGGACAGCGUUGCAUGGAGCAAGGUUUCGAUUUCAUUUGGAGAGCCUGUACUCGCCCUUACUUGAAAACUCCUGAGGGUGAAAGAGUUUUCCUUGACGUUCGAGAUAACGUGCCUUUCCUCAAAUCGUGGAAGGAGGGCACUGCCUGCCCUGCGCGUGAAUCUAAGUCCGAUGAGAUUCAGUCGGUUGCCAGAGGUGAAAUGCCUGAUCGCAGCUCUGAAGAGAUUGCUUUGCAGCUUCUGGAGAAGCACGACUUCUCGGUCCAUAAGGAUGUGAACAAUCACAAAGACCAUCUCAACGUUACGAUUGCCGUGGGAGAGUUUUCCAAUGGUCAGUUUACCAACUUGAUAACCAGGUCCGAAGGUGCGGCACGGGUGCGAGCCAUUCUAGAUGGUUCUCGCCCUGCUCCGCCCUCUGACGAGGUGCGUGCUGAACCGGACAUUGGUCCUCCUGCCCCGGCAGCGGCCGAUGCCCCCGAUGGGGAAGAUUCGCGUCUUGCACUUGUGGUUAAGGAUGUUGCCACUUGUUUCAUGUAUGCAUACCCUGCUGCAUUGAAGUCGGAAGACGAAUGCCUCGUGGCGCUCCAGCACUUCGCAUCCGCGAAGGACAAUGUGGAGACUUUCUACAGCGAUAAGUCUAGGGAACUUGAGGCUGCGGCCAAAACGCUCGGCUGGCGCCAUGAGCUCUCUAAGGCUUAUAUCCAUCAGUCCAACGCUGUUGCUGAGCGUGCUGUGCGAGCCACCACUGAGGGCACUCGCACCAAUCUCAUUCAAGCUGGCAUUUCGCAGGUUUACUGGCCGUUUGCCCUUGAGCAUGCAUGCACUGCCUACAACAUCAGCAAUCCGGGGGGCAAAGAGUAUACUCCUUGGUUCAAGCGUUUUGGUGUUGCAUUUCCUGAAGAACCCCUUCCUUUCGGUUGUAGGAUCGACGUUUGGGUUGGUCCGAAAGCCCAGCGCAAGGGUAGAGACAGAUUCGAGCCUACCAGUGAGCCUGCGAUUUUUAUGGGAUACAAGUUCCAGCCUGGUAUGAAAUGGCGCAAGGAGGUCUUUGCAAUUCAUCUCAAGCAGCUGAACAAGCAUGAUUUCCACGAGUGCCUGAAGCCAGUUAUUGCAUCGCAGUACAAGCUCACUGAUGGUAAGAUUGUUUUUCCCAUGCGUGAGAGGUAUGAAAGGGUUCAAGCAGGUCUCGCAUCAGAUGCUACUGAAGGACCUGUCAGUCAAUCGCUCACCAAUCAGGACGCUGAAGCUGCCGAUGAGCAACCGCCUGCACCCGCAGACCGAGAGGUCGAGCCGCCCAAGAAGGUACUUGAUCCUAAGACGGGGAAAGAAAUUGAUCUCCCUGAAGGGGGUCGGUACUAUGAUUCGGGGGGUACUCUUGGUAGAAAGUAUGGAGGCACCAGAGGUUCUAAGAAGCCCGAAUCCAUUCCCUCAUACCUUUGGGUCAACAUGUCCAAGAAACAGAAGGAGAAGGCCAUUGUUGAUGAGGCACGCGAGCAAGCAUUGCGUGAUAUGGAGACUCCUACCGAGGGUUCAGCCGGUAGCUCCUCUGCCGCCGCCGCCGCAGCACCUGCUGCGAGCAAGGACCACUGGGAGGUCCGACUGAACGAAUGUAAGCUAAUACGCUAUCAUUAUGUUCCCAGAAGAGAAAUGUUCUCACCGGAUAUCACAGAUUGUCCGAUUGAACUAUCGCGCAUCUCUAAGCAACGGAGUACGACUAUCAUUCCCGUAGGUGGUGUUGAUGUCAUCCAUGAGGACGAUGAUUGGAAGAACGUUAGGAAGCGGAACAAAAAGACCAGUUUCAAGUGGAUCGGCAAGACUGAGUUCAUUCUGGACAGAAUCCACAGUCCCGCUCCUGACGGAGAUGGUAAGGAUGCAUUCCCUGCCAUGCCUACUGUACCUCAUGAGCCCGAGCAUCGUGAAAAGAUUUCCAGCAACCUUCCUGUCUCAGAGGACGAGGUACGAGAGCUUUUUGCUCUUGUCGCAAGGCCUGUCGGUCGCAGAGAAAUCCUCGAGGACCCGAAGGCCCAGGCUGCCCUUGAUGUCGAAUGGAACAAAUUAAUGGUUAAGAAAGCCUGGGACAUGGGAUCUGUUCGGGAAUGGAAAGACGUCAGUGACGAAGCCAUCAAAAAGGGGAAAAAGGUUCAUGUUGGAAAAGUUUUCGAGAUCUGCGUAGAAAAGGGAAGUGAGCUUCCCAAAGGCGACCCACAACGAAAAUUCAAGGGUCGAACUGUGUUCCAAGGGAACAACGUCAAAGAUGAAAAUAGUGAUCAGGCUCUUUUCAGUGAGCUCGGAUCCAGUCCCGCCACGAUGGAGGCUGGGAAAGCGCUUGACGCCUAUGGGCACGCACCUGGCAACGACUGUCAGCAGGCCGACGGCAAACAAGCAUACACCCAAACCACGCUCAAGGGAAAGGAAACAUGGGUUAGGCUUCCGCCUGACCGAUGGCCUUCAGAGUGGAAGGGAAAGUACAAAGAUCCUGUCGUGCGGCUGACGCUGGCACUCUACGGUCAUCCUGAUAGCGGGGGUUUCUGGGAGUUACGCUGUGAAAAGAUGUUAGGCGAGGUCUUGACAGUCAUGGGCGAGUUCUGCAACGCUUUCUUCUUCGUUGAGCUUUGCCUCCGCCUUUGGUGUUACCGGAGCCAUUUCUUCUAUGGCGAGGAUUACGGCUGGAACUUGUUCGACUCCUUCCUGGUGGUCUCCUCCGUCCUGGACGUCAUCUUGACCUACACGGCGGCGGACAUCUCCCCAGCCCUCGCCGCAAGCAUGAAGAUGUUGAAGCUCUUCAGGAUCAUGCGUGUCUUCCGAGUCUUUCGCUUCUUCAGAGAGCUCGGGAACUGGGCGAUGAUGAUCAUCGACUCCCUGAAGUCGCUUUUCGGAGCGCUGAUCCUUCUCGGUAUCAUCGUUUACGUGUUUGCAGUGAGCCUGUCAAUGAACACGGCGGACUGGCUCAUCCAACAGGACUCAGCAGGCCCUAUGGACCGUGGGCUCUAUGAGGAGGUGGAUAACUGGUUCGGCUCGCUCGGCUCCACCGUGUACACCUUGAUGCUGUCGAUCCUUGGGGGCGUGAGCUGGCACAUUGUCUGCGACGUCCUCUUCAAGAUCGACAUACUCUCAGCGUGCCUUCUGCUCUUUUACAUCAUGUUUACCAUCUUCUCGGUGCUGAACGUGAUCACAGGAGUCUUCGUGGACUCAGCCAUCCAGACCACCAACUCGCAGCGAGACAUCCAGAUCGAGCGCGAGCUCGAGCUCAAGGACUCCUUCCUCAAGUCCCUGAAGGACUUCUUUGAGGCCUUAGACACGGAUGGCAACGGCGCGAUCCAUUUGGAUGAGAUCAAGAUCAUGCUGCAGGACCCGACCCUCGCCGCAUACUUUGCCGUACUCGGCUUCGACGAAGUGAACGCGCACCAGAUCUUCCACCUGCUCGAUGACGACGAGUCUGGCGAGGUGAGCAUACAGGAGUUCCUGGACGGCUGCGCGAAGCUGAAGGGCCAAGCCCGCAGCAUUGACGUUCACGCGAUCAUGCACCAGUGCAGGGCGCUCCACCGGGACAUCAGCUUCGUUGGCUCCCAGCUGGGGGUGGACCUGCACCAGGCGGCGCACGCGAGCCGGCAAUCGCAUUGGUUUGGUCGCAACACACAGACUUCCGUCCUGACGGCCGCAGCCGUCAAGCGCCUGACCAGCUCAGGCGCACACGUUGAAUAG